Molecule: messenger RNA, 2084 nt
Organism: Erigeron canadensis
Lineage: Eukaryota; Viridiplantae; Streptophyta; Magnoliopsida; Asterales; Asteraceae
Product: lipoamide acyltransferase component of branched-chain alpha-keto acid dehydrogenase complex, mitochondrial
Exons: 8
Coding region: 301-1809 (502 amino acids)
Cellular component (GO): mitochondrion; cytoplasm
Molecular function (GO): lipoic acid binding; acetyltransferase activity
Source: RefSeq, a predicted model, not a curated record
AUUAAACAAACACAAAAGAAAAAGUUUGGUAAGCAAUAGUCUAGUUGACUACAUAACCACUACUCCUACUACUGCUACUACUUCAAAGUCUGAGUCUGACCAAACUGUCUGUCUAUCACAUUCACACUCUCUCAUUUCAUCACAUAUAUAUACAAUAUACAAUCUAUCAAUCAAUUCAGUUUAACAGACUACUAUAUCCGGGUUGAUAUACUUAAAAAAUAAUAAUAAUCAUAAUUCAUAACCCAGUUGAUAGUUUUUUUUAUUUCCUCUGAAUCCGGGUCGGGUCAGAUCAUCCACAGGAUGCUGUUAUCUCGCCGGAUCAUCCGUUGCAGACCGUUUAACACCGGCCGGAGCUGCCUGUGCUACCUCAAUUCGUCCUCUUCGAUACCGCCGGUGGUCACUCAACUAAAAUCUCACCGAUUUUCCCAAUCCUUUCCAUUUUCUGCAAAGUCAACGUUUGACUGCUCUUACAAGUUGGACAGCUUGUAUAAUGUCAAGGGACACUACUUAUCGACCAAUGCGAUAGACAGCCAGCCGGUUGAUGGUGUUGUUGACAUACCUUUAGCACAAACUGGUGAAGGUAUUGCAGAAUGUGAACUUCUCAAGUGGUUUGUACAAGAGGGAGACCAAGUUGAAGAGUAUCAACCUCUUUGUGAAGUUCAAAGUGAUAAAGCAACCAUCGAAAUAACAAGUCGCUAUAAGGGAAAAGUGGUUAAGGUUCUCCAUGUUCCCGGUGACACUAUAAAGGUUGGAGAAACUCUAUUAAGUUUAACAGUAGAUGAUUCUCAAGUUUCAUUUGAUGCUUCCAAGACAUCACUAGGUUCUGAUGCAUCUGAGUCUGAUGAUCACAAGUCAGAGUUUGAAAAGCCUACGAAAGGUAGAGCUUUAUGCACCCCUGCUGUUCGUAACCUUGCAAAGGAGCAUGGUAUUGAUAUAGAUGAUGUCGUUGGAACUAGUAAACAUGGAAGAAUAUCAAAAGAAGAUGUCCUCAAGUAUGCUGUUGAAAAAGGAAUCAUUGAGGAUAAGCCUGCCUUGUUUAAUCCCAGUUCUAUUGAACCCAUGGCUGGACCAGAAGAAAAACUCCAUGAGAUAGCGGAUUCACUUUACCAGGACAAGAUAUUAACUCUCAGGGCUUAUCAGCGUGCCAUGGUCAAGUCAAUGACCGCAGCUGUUGGCGUUCCUCAUUUUCAUUUUGUGGAUGAAAUAAACUGUGAUGGGAUUGUAGAGCUUAAAUCAGCUUUCCAGAAAGAGAAUACCGAUCCAGAUGUCAAGUUCACAUUCCUCCCCAUGUUAAUAAAGUCACUUUCCAUGGCAUUGACUACACAUCCAUUAGUCAAUAGUACCUUCAAUUUGGAAAAUUAUGAAGUCACUCUAAAAGGCUCUCACAACAUUGGAAUUGCCAUGGCUACACCAUCUGGAUUAGUGGUACCAAACAUCAAAAAUGUUCAAUCUCUUUCCAUGUUGGAGAUUACUAAGGAACUAUCACGCCUACAAAAAUUGGCAUGGGCAAACAAGCUUCCCCCUUCAGAUAUAUCUGGUGGAACCAUAACUCUGAGUAAUAUUGGAUCGAUUGGUGGGAAGUUUGGCUCACCUCUUAUAAAUGUUCCUGAAGUUGCUAUUAUAGCCCUGGGUCGAAUUCAGAAAGUUGCCCAUUUUAAGGACGAUGGAACUGUUUACCCUGUCUCCAUUAUGACAGUAAAUAUAGCAGCUGACCAUAGAAUUCUCGAUGGAGCAAAUGUUGCAGUAUUCUGCAAAGAAUGGAAGAUGUACAUUGAAAAACCUGAGUUGCUCUUGCUGCAUAUGCGAUAAUUUUCGUUAACUCAUUUGUUUCUCAUUUCCUACAUGCUAAAAGUUACCUGCCAACUUCUUCAAGAGAUUUAAUAUUUCUCACAAGUUGUUAUCGAUCAUGCUUGUGACAAGUAGCUGGGCCAAAGGAAGGGGUACACCAUAUGGAGUACGUCUUUGUAAGUUAUCAUUGAUUUAUUUAUGUGUAACAGUCAUCUUAGUGAACACAUCUAUUUCAUCAUUUUAAUAGCAAUGUUAAUCCUAUUUUACUUCAGAAUAAACACCGUCGUUUUUAAUGA